AUGUGGCAGACCGAAGACGAAGGAAAUCACGGCAACGAUGACACACGUUGUUUUAUUCUAUCCACAUUAGCGUCACAAGGUCGUUCCAAAGUUCAAUGCGUUUUAUGCGAAGAACAAUUACUGGUUUUCGACAGAUACCCCCUUGUAGAUGGGACAUUCUUCUUAAGUCCACGCCAACACGCUAAAAGUUGCAUUGAGGUGAAAGUAGAAGGCCGUACCCAAUUUCUGACCGUUGUCUGCAUGUGCUGUUUAGAGGGCGUGAGUGGUCGCGCCAUUGUAUGUAGAUUCUGUAAUCAGAAGUGGGACGGAUCAUCCCUGGUCCUCGGAACCAUGUAUUCUUAUGAUAUCUUUGCUGCCAUGCCUUGUUGUACCGAGAGGAUAAAGUGUAAUUCUUGCUACAAACCUGUUCUGCAUCCUACACAACGACUGAACUUCUUUAGUGACUACAGUCAUAUGGUGCCAUGUCCGCAUUGCCGCACACUGGAUACACAUUUCGUAAAACCCCUAGGCUUCUGUUACGCCCGCCACUUUUCACGGGCUCUACAGAUGAUGUGGCCAUAGCACGUGGCCCCCCGAGUCGUAAACAAAGACCCACCGACGCCGCCUACUCCUCCAGAUCCGGAUCCUAUGGAUUUAGAUCUAGGACUAUUGUGGCGCGAACUGGCCGGACUACGACUCGAUGAGUUUUGCCGUUUGCAGCUGACCAGAGCGCGGUAGACCUCCCCCCUUUAGUUUUCUUUGUUAUGUUGUUGCAUUUUUUAUAGUUUGAGGUUACGUUCAGGAUGUAAUUAAUUAAAUGAAACUUUUAACGGCAGACUUUGCAUUUCUAGACGUUUAAAAGCAAUAUACAUGACACAGCUGAAAGUUCGCUGUCGUAGAUACUUAAGGCCGGCCAUUGGUAAUGUUAUAAGUAUAGGCGAUCACAUCACCUUUAUAAAGUACACCACUCAUAAUCUAGAGCAUAUAUGUAUACCGAAAAAUGCUUAACCUACUAACAAUAUAUGUCGCUAAUUACAGCCAUAUUUUUGCUAUCAUACCUGUUGUGUAUUGUUUAUUAAAAAAUGUGAAAGUUUUGCUUUUUUCUCAAUAAAUAUAAGAGCGUUUAUAUCUAAAUUACUCAAGUAUUUAAAUGAAUUUCAUGAUAAAAUUCCGUCUAGCACUAGAAUAUAUGUAAUGGAAGGAUAUAACGUUAAAAAAAUGUGAAUUAAUAAAUUACUUUUUGCGUGGUGUACUUUUAAAAUAAAUUUCUGCAAUUAAUAGAUAUUGGCAUGUGAAACGUAAAUAUUCGACAUAUAAUACGAAUAAAGUAUAGGAAUCUGUAAGAAUCUAAGCUCUGUUAAUGUAGCCACUAUGUAUAAGAUGGCGCUACGAAAAAUAUUAUAGACAUAUGCAAAAUUCAGGAGCGUAAUGGCCCGUUUGAAACUUUCCUUUGGAAAUUUCGGUACUGUAUAGAGUACUAACGUUUUGAGGGGUGCGGGUAGUUCAUUAUUAGCAGGGCGUACUAGGAAUAAUAUAUUACUUUUAUUACUCUCGCUUGCAAACGGUUGAAGUGUAGAGUCGAUUUAUUAAAUGAGGACACUGCUCGCAAUAAGAAAUGCAUGGCGAGCGGUGCCCUUAUCUAAUAUUUCGACUGUAACGGGUAAUGGAUGUCUUCCAAAAAGCCGAUAAACUAGUUCAGAACGCCUAUUAGUUUGCGAAAUAUUAAAAUAGAGGUACCAAAAUUUAUCUGCGCCAACUUAUUCCCGUUUUGAACUAGUUUACGCAAGGGCGCCCAUAUAAAAAUUUUUAGGGGGGGGGCAAACGUGAAGAUGUUGCACAUUACAUUUUGUAUAUUUCGG
This is a messenger RNA of Diabrotica virgifera virgifera (western corn rootworm), 1838 nucleotides long. It is a transcript of the gene heca, whose product is annotated as headcase protein. Lineage: Eukaryota; Metazoa; Arthropoda; Insecta; Coleoptera; Chrysomelidae. Bases 1 to 561 code for a protein of 186 amino acids. The transcript has 4 exons. The record is from RefSeq and is a predicted model, not a curated record.